AUGGUUGAUGAGCGUGGGGAAUGUAAAUGCCCUUUGAUCCACAUGGCUCUUCCUCAGGAUAUGGUGGAUGGAAUGGGAUGGAAAUGGCAACCGACUUGCUUAUUCACAGUCAGAUCGGCGUAUGAAAUUUGGACAAAAACUGAAUCUGUCUCGACGGAUAAAAUUUGGAGCACCAUUGCUAAAUUCAAAGGGAUUUCAAGGGUGAAAGUGUUUCUUUGGCUUCUGGCAUGCGAUAAAUUGCUUACCAAUUCCGAGAGGGGCAACAGAUGCGCACGGGAAUGCUUCGUGUGGGGUGUAAUCCGCGAUAGUAGGGGAGAAUGGAAAUUCAGUUUCGCUCGAGCUGUUGGAAUCUGUUCUACCUUUGAAGCAGAAUUAUGGGGGGUCAUUGAGGGCUUGAAGCAUGCAUGGAAUCUCGAGGCACGGUCUAUCAUCCUUAAAACGGAUAAUGGGAAGGUGAGGCGAGAAGUGAAUAGGCUUGCUGAUAGCAUGACAAAGAUGGCUUUAACAUAUGUUUUUGCGGGAAGAAAGUUCUCUACGACUCUUACUGUGCUCAUUCCGAUCCUGCUUGGUGAUAGCUUAGGCAUUAGUGGUUAG
Hibiscus syriacus is the source of this 594-nucleotide messenger RNA. RefSeq lists its product as uncharacterized. NCBI's taxonomy places the organism in Eukaryota, Viridiplantae, Streptophyta, Magnoliopsida, Malvales, Malvaceae. The transcript has 3 exons. Gene Ontology annotation, molecular function: nucleic acid binding; RNA-DNA hybrid ribonuclease activity. The coding region runs from base 1 to 594 and encodes 197 amino acids. The record is from RefSeq and is a predicted model, not a curated record.